Messenger RNA from Betta splendens (Siamese fighting fish), 883 nucleotides. RefSeq names its product immunoglobulin superfamily member 8-like. Bases 26 to 883 code for a protein of 285 amino acids. The record is from RefSeq and is a predicted model, not a curated record. Lineage: Eukaryota; Metazoa; Chordata; Actinopteri; Anabantiformes; Osphronemidae. Gene Ontology annotation, biological process: response to bacterium. The transcript is spliced from 5 exons.
GCUCUCCCAACAACACACAGUCAGGAUGAUGGUGUUAUGGGUUGUUUUACUGGUUCUACAUCAAGGACAUGCACUGACUCCAGUCGUCUCUGUUCGUCCUGGUGAACCUGUAACUUUAUCAUGUGCUCUGACUAAAACUUUGAUGACCAACAGAGAAGUCCAGUGGUACAGAAACAAUGCUGGGGAGACUUUGAAAUUAAUAGUGAAGCUGCAGAAAUCCUCCAAACCUGAGUAUUCAGGAGAGAUUUCUGAAUCAAGACUAAUGAUAAACGAAGGUGAUGAUUUUAUUAACGUGACUAUUUUAAGUACAACUUUCCAAGAUGAGGGCAUGUAUCACUGUGAAGUGAGGAAGUGGUUGGAAAAACCUGCAUGGACUGGGACAUAUGUGCUAGUAAAAGGAAACAGUGAGAGGACGUCAGCGUUUUCUGUUGUGUCUGAUCCAGUCCAUCCAGGAGACUCAGUGACUCUCCAGUGUUCAGUCCUUUCUGCCUCUGACAACAAGUCGUGUCCAGGAGGUCCCAGUGUUUACUGGUUCAGAGCUGGAUCAGACCAGUCUCCUCCAGGAAUCAUCUCCACUGAUGGAAACAGUGAAUGUGAGCAGAGAUCUGACUCUGUGAAGAGCUGCGUUUAUCGCUUCUCUAAGACCAUCAGCUCCUCUGACGCUGGGACUUAUCGCUGUGCUGUGGCCACAUGUGGACAGAUUUUAUUUGGAGAAGGAACCAAACUACGGAUCGAAUACAAUAAUUCUGAAUUCAUUGCACUGGUGAUAUUAACAGUCUGUUUGGCCAUUUCUGUGACUGGACAUGUUGUUUUCAUCUGUUGCCGAAGUCCAAUCCUGCUGCCGCACAACAACAUAGAGGUGGUUGGAACAGUCAACAGGUAA